AUGCAAGGAGGUGCUUUCAACUUCGACUACGCAGUCAACGAUCACUACAAGGGCCUAGACUACGGCCACAAGUCCAACUCCGACGGUAAUCUCGUGACCGGCGAAUACCACGUCCUCCUCCCCGACGGUCGCACUCAGAUCGUCACCUACACCGCCGACCACUACAAGGGAUACCAGGCUGAGGUCAGGUACGAGGGCGAGGCCAAGUACCCUGAACCCGCUCCCUACCAUGCCCCAAAGCCCUCCUACCACCCAACUCCGGCUUAUGGACACCCAACCCCAGCUUACGGACAUCCCACUCCUGCUUAUGGUGCUCCCAAGUAUUAAGUGACUUCAUUUAAAGAUGAUAGGAAUUUAUUUAUGUUUCUCUAAUAAAAGUAA
Messenger RNA from Macrobrachium nipponense, 381 nucleotides. Its product is annotated as cuticle protein 19-like. The coding region runs from base 1 to 327 and encodes 108 amino acids. Gene Ontology annotation, cellular component: extracellular matrix. The transcript has 2 exons. The record is from RefSeq and is a predicted model, not a curated record. Lineage: Eukaryota; Metazoa; Arthropoda; Malacostraca; Decapoda; Palaemonidae.